UAUCGUAUCGGUUAAUCGAGUAAUGUAGUUUUUUUUUUUAUCUGCAACACGGUGUGUACACACUGUGCCUCACUGUUUUAGCGAAAAUUCAUCAUCUCAGUGUCGGGCGUAUUAUUUAUUUUUGUUAUUUAUAUUGAACGAUAACUCAAAACAAAUAAAAUCAACGCAAAUGCAGCAAUUUACACACUAAAUAACAAAUUUAGUGUCAAGUAACAAAUUAACAAGCGGAGUGCUCACAAAUAACACAAGUAAAAGCUGCACAGCCUGCAACUGUUCCACUGACCAGGAAGUGGUAAACACGACGAGAGACAGCGGCGCAACAUUCGCCUGGAGGACAGCUGCAAAAUGGCAUUGGAUAGCGGCACGCAAACGAUGACGGGCAGCAAUGCGCUGACAUCAUCCUUUACCACGAAGAAGAAGGAUGCCGCUGCCGAUAAGGAAAAUCUCUGGUCAGCGAUAUUGAAUGAAGUACAAACACAGGGCAGCACAAAGUUACCAUCAAAUAAAUCUGUACUAGUAUUAGGCGAUAAUGCCACCGGCAAGACGACGCUCAUUGCCAAGCUGCAGGGCGUGGAGGAUCCGAAGAAGGGCUCGGGCCUGGAGUAUGCCUACAUUGAUGUCAAGGACGAGUACAGAGACGACAUGACGCGCCUGGGCGUCUGGGUGCUGGACGGUGAUCCAGGACACACAAAUCUGCUGCAUUAUGCACUGAACGAAACGAACUAUGCACACACCCUCGUCAUAUUAACAGUGUCGAUGACACAGCCCUGGGGCUGGAUGGAGCAGCUGAAUCAUUGGAUCAAGGUGCUGGCCCAGCAUAUCGAGAGCCUGCAGCUGGAUGCCAAAGAGAAGGAGGCGGCACGCCAGCGCCUAACGACGACGUGGCAAAGCUACUGUGAGGUGGGCGAUGAUCUCGAUCCUGGCUCGCCCGUCAAACGCACCAUGCACAACAAUAAUUCAAUCGAUGAGGACGAUCUGUUGCCGCUGACAGAGGACGCACUUAUAACAAAUCUCGGGCUCGACAUUGUCGUCGUGGUGACCAAGACGGACUACAUGACCACGCUGGAAAAGGAGUACGAGUAUCGAGAUGAGCAUUUUGAUUUCAUUCAACAGUGGAUACGAAACUUUUGUCUGCGGCAUGGCACAUCGUUGUUCUACACGAGCGUCAAAGAGGACAAGAACUGUGAUCUCCUUUACAAAUACCUAACGCAUCGAAUUUAUGGCCUACCAUUCCGUACACCAGCGCUAGUCGUUGAGAAAGAUGCAGUGCUCAUUCCGGCUGGUUGGGAUAGCCUGAAGAAGAUUAGUAUUCUGUAUGAGAACAUGCAUGCGGUCAAGGCUGAGAAUCAUUACACAGACAUUAUAAAGGCGCCGCCAACGCGCAAGGCGGUGUCCAAUCGCGAGGCGGAAGUGCAAACCGAGGAUGAGCAGGCCUUUCUAGCGCGCCAGCAGGAGAUACUCAAGCAGGGCGGCCAGGUGCGCGGCGAGUCGCCGCUGCGCUCGCAAAGCGCCAACUCCAGCGCCAGCAAGAGCACGCCACGCACACCCGGACCCACUGGCCAGAGUUCGCCCAAGAAGAUCGAUCCCAAGCUGACGCCAGCUACGCCUGGCGGCGAGGGCGUCUUGGCGAACUUCUUCAACUCGCUGCUGCAUAAAAAGUCGGGCGGACCUGCUGGCGGACCGGCUGGCGCUAGCAGUCCAGGUGGCGGCAUGGGCACGCCGCGUUCCAGCAACGGCACCGAUGGCCUCAUCAAUGCCGAGAAGCUGGUGCGCUCGGAUGCGGCUGCUGAGUUGGAUCGCUUGUCGCGCAGCGUUAAAAAGGAUAUUGAUAUGUCCCAAACUAAACGAACUUAAUUGUAUGCAAGCAAAAACUCUACCUAAGGUUGAAAGUCCAGCUCAAGAUAAUUUCCAAAUAUUUUUUAUCUAAGACAGAACAAUUUGCAACUUUUUUUUAAACUAAAAAAAACUAUCAAGUCAGCUUGUAUAUUCAAGUAAAUACUAUUUUUGGGUUUUUUAAUUUUCGUUUUUGUUUCUGCCAUACGCUUUAACAACUUUUGCACUGUUUGCCUCUCGCUCUAUGCUGUGUGUCGAAAGCAACAACAACAACAAGUAAUAAAUUUGUGCUAGAAAUUCUAUUUUUUAUGUAUAAACAAAAUUCGAUA
Molecule: messenger RNA, 2162 nt
Organism: Drosophila busckii
Lineage: Eukaryota; Metazoa; Arthropoda; Insecta; Diptera; Drosophilidae
Gene: Dlic
Product: cytoplasmic dynein 1 light intermediate chain 1
Exons: 9
Coding region: 346-1854 (502 amino acids)
Biological process (GO): microtubule-based movement; microtubule cytoskeleton organization
Cellular component (GO): centrosome; cytoplasmic dynein complex
Molecular function (GO): dynein heavy chain binding
Source: RefSeq, a predicted model, not a curated record